AUGUUCUCUCCUCCCCAAAGGCUCCCACCCAAACCAACCGCAAACAUGACAAACUCCAUCACUUCAACCUCAACCUCUACCUCUAGCUCUACUAUUGACAAGAUCAAGUCACUCAAGCACGCAUACAGCCAGAAGAAAGCAGCCGAGAAGGAAGCCAAGAAAGUCGACUUUUACCUGAAGAACUACGGCUUCGUGCCCAAGAAUGUCAUGACCGAGGCUGAGUGGGAAAGGGCCAGAAAGAACGCGCCAAAGGUCAAAGGAGCCACGAACGGGUUGAAAGCCACCGCGUAUCAGGGCCACUACUGGUGA
Molecule: messenger RNA, 309 nt
Organism: Nannizzia gypsea CBS 118893
Lineage: Eukaryota; Fungi; Ascomycota; Eurotiomycetes; Onygenales; Arthrodermataceae
Exons: 1
Coding region: 1-309 (102 amino acids)
Source: RefSeq, a predicted model, not a curated record